Saccostrea echinata is the source of this 1633-nucleotide messenger RNA. RefSeq names its product galactose mutarotase-like. The coding region runs from base 34 to 1095 and encodes 353 amino acids. The record is from RefSeq and is a predicted model, not a curated record. Gene Ontology annotation, molecular function: carbohydrate binding; aldose 1-epimerase activity. Lineage: Eukaryota; Metazoa; Mollusca; Bivalvia; Ostreida; Ostreidae. The transcript is spliced from 8 exons. Gene Ontology annotation, biological process: beta-D-galactose catabolic process via UDP-galactose, Leloir pathway; glucose metabolic process.
GCAAAAGUACAAUUUUUAAACUUUUGAAUAACAAUGAGUCAGUCACAUGUGAUACCCAGAAAAGAUUCUUUCGGUCAUUUCACAGAUGGAAGGGAGGUUAACAGGUACACUUUCUGUAACCAGAAUGACGUCACGGUGAGGGUGAUUGAGCUGGGCUGUGUUAUCACGGACAUCCGGGUUCCUGACAAGGAGGGAAUAGUGGCUGAUAUCAAUCUCGGAUAUGAUGCUGUAAAAGACUACGAGACGAAUCCUUUGAGUUUAGGGGCUAUAUGUGGCAGGGUCGUCAAUGUCAUUUCCAAUGCCAGAUUUACUCUGGAUGAUAAGGAAUAUCACGUGACUAAAAACUUCGGAAAUCAUUGCAUUCACGGAGGAAAGAGAUCGUUUACACAUCAACUCUGGAGUUCAUGGAUAGAAGAUGAUAAAGUGAAAAUGAAAUACGUGAGCGCUGAUGGGGAGGAGGGAUUUCCUGGAGAGUUGACGACCAUUGUAUCAUAUCAACUGACCAAUCAGAACGAAUUAGUGAUCGAAUAUAGCGCCUCCACGAACAAACCAACACCUGUCAAUCUUACAAACCACGCCUACUUUAACUUAGCAGGACACAAUUACCCAAACCUAGAUGAACACGUGUUACAGAUUCUUGCAGACAAAUUCACACCUACCAAGGAAAAUGAUAUUUAUAUACCAUCAGGUGAAAUCCGUGACGUCUCAGGAACAAUGUACGAUCUCCGUCAGCCGGUCAGACUGGGGAAUAGGCUCGGCAAGAUGCCCCAUGGGAAAGGAUACUUCAACAAUUUCUGUGUGACAAAUGUCGAUGGAAGUCUGAGAUUAAUAGCAAAACUGGACCAUCCUCCCACGGGCCGCCGUAUGGAGGUGUACACUACUGAGCCUGGGGUGCAGUGCUACACGGGAGGAGACACGAUCCCCCACACCCAGGGGAAGGAGGGGGCGGUGUACGAGAAACUCUGCUCCAUCUGCCUAGAGACGCAACACUAUCCAGAUAGUGUCAACCAGGAAAGUUUCCCCAAUACAGUUCUUCGUCCAGGUCAGCAAUACCAUAGUAAGACGGUUUACAAGUUUGGACUGCUGGAUAAGUAACCGGAAACACAGCAAACCGUGAAUUAUAUUUCCCUUUUAUGUUAUCAUGAUUAAUUAAGGAGAAUGAAAUACUGCGCACAAAAUGAAGUUUUCCUGUAAUAAUUACAAGGUGAAGAAUUAAGUGAAAUCCAACCAACUUUUAAGUAAAAUAUAUAGGGCAAAUCUGAAGUAAAUCAUUGUGGAAGACGAAAAUUUUGUAAGGAGACCUCCUUGAUUCCUCAUUUCUUGAGUUACCUAUGUACAUAUAUCUGACUGGGUAGAAAGCUAUUCUCCGUUAUUAAAUUAUGAUCGAGUAGCUGAAUUUGGUGUUUGCGUAAUAUAAAAAUUAUAGAUGUCCAAAAGUGCAUUUAUAUCAAUUUCAAAUAUAUAAAGGACAAACUGUUUCUGUCUAUAUGCAUAUGCUCAAAUCAAAAUCAACUACUCUGUAAAUUAAAAAUAUAUGUACAUCCAGAGAUAUUUAACAUUCGUUAUAUACAUUGUACAUGUACCCAAGAUAUCACUGCAAAGCAAAAUAUAAAAAUAAACUUCGUCUAUACUC